CGAUCGACGGCCCAAAACCGCCCAGCACUCCGUUCCCCCUUUCGUUCUCGCAUCUGGGAUCGAGUAGACAAUAAUCGUCUCGCCGUCGUCGACUCCCAAUUACCACCUCGCCCCAAAUCGUCUUCGGUUCAGAUCGGCGUCCCAGAUCGUCGGAGCAUCAGGUUCGCGGCGAGCCGACGGCGGCGAAGAUUAUGGAGACGCCGCCGCCGUUCCAGGAGUCGGCCCACUGCGACGUCUGCCGAUGCACCUUCUCCACUUUCCGCCGCCGCCACCACUGCCGCAGCUGCGGGAGGACGCUCUGCCACGAGCACUCUUCGUACCACAUGGCCCUGCCGCAGUACGGGAUAUACACGGACGCCAGGGUCUGCUAUGAGUGCUUCAACAAAUCAUCAUCCAGACGCGGGGGUGUUGAUAAUGCGAGUUCUGCCGGGAGCGUUUCGGGUGCUGCGGACUCCUUUUCAGGGCUAAAUUUGGAUAAAGAUGAUGAUUCGUUACCCACGAAAAGUUCGGCAGUUCAGAGUCCAGCUGCCGUUAUCGAGUGCAAAUGCGGGAUGCCUUUGUGCAUAUGCGAGGCACCAAAACCAGAACCUGCGCCUGUAAAGCAGACUAUCAGUGCCGCUUCGUCAGCUGCGCAAUCAAACCCAAAGCCUAAAAAACCUUCUAGCAGCCAGCAGUCAUCUGAAUCAAGCUCGAAGAAGGCUUCGGCUACUUCCAGCAGCAACUCAAGCUCAUUCUUAAAUCUUGGCCUGAUGAGCAACGAUAGCAAUGAUAAGACUCCGUCUGACUAUGAAGUUACUGGAGAGGGACUGAGAGAAGCGAUUAAGGGUGGGGAUAUUAAAGCUGUGAAGAAACUUCUUAGCCAGGGAGUAGAUUCUAACUACUGCGACAAGCAAGGAUUUACUUUGCUACAUUUGGCUGCGCUAUUUAACCAGACUGAGAUUGCUCUUAUUCUCAUGGAUAGCGGAGCAAAUAUUCAACGCAAAAAUGGGCAAGGGGAAACUCCUUUGGAUUGUGCCCCACCCAUGCUGCAGUACAAAAUGCGGCAGAGGGUGGAAGAGCUUGCUGCGUCACAGAGACCUGUAUGAGGGAGAUGGUCUCUGUCUGGGCCUUUCUGCUGGCUCCCCCUAUUUAGACGUGCCGAAGACGGUUAUCCGCUCCUGAGUGAUUGCAAAUAAACCGCUUGAGGGGGUUCGGUGAUUCAUUUCGGUAAUCACAACAUCAUCAUGUAUUCCCCGCAAAAAAAAAUAAAAAAUCAUGUAUUAAUGCUGGAAUCUCACAGGGGGUGGUCUUUUGGUCCUGAAUAAGUUAUUCUGCCCAAUCUUGACAAUUUCUUCUUGUAUUUAUGUUUCGACGUCAUGACUUCUUCCCCAGAUCCAUUGUAUACUACUAAUACUACUCCCUAGUGCCCAUGUUGAAAAGUAAAUGACGUUUCUGGCAUUAUUGAUAUGUUGCCAAACACAAA
Molecule: messenger RNA, 1462 nt
Organism: Triticum aestivum (bread wheat)
Lineage: Eukaryota; Viridiplantae; Streptophyta; Magnoliopsida; Poales; Poaceae
Product: vacuolar protein sorting-associated protein 27
Exons: 10
Coding region: 192-1085 (297 amino acids)
Biological process (GO): protein targeting to vacuole; protein transport to vacuole involved in ubiquitin-dependent protein catabolic process via the multivesicular body sorting pathway
Cellular component (GO): ESCRT-0 complex
Molecular function (GO): metal ion binding; ubiquitin binding; phosphatidylinositol-3-phosphate binding
Source: RefSeq, a predicted model, not a curated record